AUGAUGCUAUUAAUCACCCCAAUCACCGAUCGUUUGUAUGUGUCCCAUGUAUGGGUUAUGAUUUCAAGCGUGGCAAUAAUAUUCUUUUAUUGCCAUUUUGGUAACGAAUUAACGACAACGGCCGCCGAAAUUCCUUCUGCUCUUUACGAGUGCGAAUGGAUUGGCUGCAGCAAGUCUUUUAAGACAAAUGCAUUAAUAAUUAUGGAACGUAUGAACAAACCGGUUUAUCUCACAAUUGCUGGAAUUUCACCUAUAACACUUGAUACUUUUAUUCAGAUUUGCAGACUUGGCUAUUCUAUCGUUGCUGUAUUAAAGAGAGCACAAUAGAGAACAAAAUAGGAUUACAAGAAAAUCUUAUUGCUUGAUACCAAAAAAGCUUUAGAAUUUAUUGCAUUAUAUUGCACGAUUACUAGUAUCAGACAGUAACUUAUUAGGAUGUGGUACCUAUCGAUAAUUUCCUUUG
Molecule: messenger RNA, 463 nt
Organism: Agrilus planipennis (emerald ash borer)
Lineage: Eukaryota; Metazoa; Arthropoda; Insecta; Coleoptera; Buprestidae
Product: odorant receptor 2a-like
Exons: 4
Coding region: 1-327 (108 amino acids)
Biological process (GO): sensory perception of smell; detection of chemical stimulus involved in sensory perception of smell
Cellular component (GO): plasma membrane
Molecular function (GO): olfactory receptor activity; odorant binding
Source: RefSeq, a predicted model, not a curated record